Molecule: messenger RNA, 7256 nt
Organism: Nematolebias whitei (Rio pearlfish)
Lineage: Eukaryota; Metazoa; Chordata; Actinopteri; Cyprinodontiformes; Rivulidae
Product: mucin-5AC
Exons: 49
Coding region: 7-7182 (2391 amino acids)
Cellular component (GO): extracellular matrix
Molecular function (GO): protein binding
Source: RefSeq, a predicted model, not a curated record
ACCAAGAUGGGGACACGAGGAGUCCAGCUGAGCCUGUGGUUCUUCUACCUGAGUCAGCUGAGCGGACCUCUUGCUCAGACAGUCAACAUCAUUCCUUCUCUACAGACUCUGAACCUGGACUCAGCCAACGUGUCUCAUAUCGGCCGGGUGUGCACAACAUGGGGACAUCAUCACUACAAGACGUUUGACGGACAGUUCUUCCAGCUUCCGUCCACCUGCAACCACAUCCUCGUGUCCCAGUGCAGAGGGACCUACGAAGGCUUCGUCGUGUCGAUGAGGCGCAGCUCGUCCUCCUCCUCCUCCAUCAGCAGCAUCAACAUGAAGCUGGACGGUUUGGUCCUGGAGAUCUCCAACAACUCAGUGACGGUCAAUGAGGAGACGGUGUCUCUGCCACAUGUUGCCUUUGGAGUCAAGAUCAAAGAAACAACAUCGUCCAUCUUUGUUGAAGCCAGUCUUGGAAUCAAAGCUGUCUGGAACCUGGACGACUCCUUUGACCUUGAAAUAGAUAAAAAAUAUCAGAACCAGACGUGUGGACUGUGUGGAAACUUUGACGGGAUUUCCAAUGAUUUCAUCAAAGAUGGGGUUCUGCUAUCCGUGGUGGAUUACGCUGAAACCUUCAAGGUGAACGGACCCACGGAAUCCUGCGUGGAACCAGAACUCAGCCCAGCUCCGAGCUGUGAGGCUCAGGCUCUUUGUGAGGACAUCUUCUCCAGUGAUGCAUUCAGCAGCUGUCAGAACCUCCUGGAUGUCGGGUCCUUCACUGAAGCCUGCAUGGUGGACAUGUGUAGCUCUGAAGACACCUCGGACCUGGUCCUGUGUAAAACCAUCUCAGAGUUCUCCAGACAGUGUGUCCAUGCAGGAGGAAGCCCCACAGCCUGGAGGAACGAAACCUUCUGCUAUAAGACGUGUCCGUCCAACAUGGAGUUCCUGGAGUGCAGCAGUCCUUGUCCUGACAGCUGCUCCAACCCUCAGGCCAGUCAGACGUGUGAUAAUCACUGCCAUGAUGGCUGCAGCUGCCCUGCAGGAACCGUACUGGAUGAUAUCGAUUACACUGGAUGUGUUGCUGUCAGUCAGUGUCCAUGUCUGCACGGCAACAGAACCUACCAAUCAGGAGAGUCGUACUCACACAGCUGCAGAUCCUGUGUGUGUGAGAACGGCCGCUGGUCGUGUUCAGAGGAGAACUGUCCAGGAAGGUGUUCUGUGGAGGGCGGAGCUCACAUCAACACCUUCGAUGGAAAGACGUACACCUUCCACGGGGAUUGUUCCUACGUUCUGACCAAGCAGAGCAACGGCUCCUUGUACACUGUGUUGGUGGACCUGGACAAAUGUGGUCUGGCUGAUACCAGGACUUGUCUCAGAGCCGUCACUUUGGCCUUGGACACCAACUCUUUGGUGAUUAAAGUUCAUGCUUCAGGACACGUCUACAUCAACAACAUCCAGUCUCAGCUGCCACUGUUUACACCUGAGCUGAGUGCCUUCAGGCCAUCCUCCUUUUACAUUCUCAUCAACACCAAGGUGGGUCUCCAGCUGGCUGUCCAACUGUCCCCCGUGAUGCAAGUCUUCAUUUCAGCUCAUGUGUCCCUCAGAGAAACCCCUUCAGGAUUGUGUGGGAACUUCAACAACAACUCCCGUGAUGACUUCAGAGCGAACAGCGGCCUGGUGGAGGGAACUGUUGCAACAUUUACCAAAUGCUGGAAAACUUAUUCCUGUCCUGAUGUCCAGUUGCAGUUUGGAAAUCCCUGCAGCCAAGAUAUCACCAGGGAGAAUUUUGCUCAGUUCUGGUGCUCCAAACUGACUGAUCCAAGCGGGGUGUUUGCCCCCUGCCACCCUGUCAUCAGCCCCAACACCUAUAGAGAUAACUGCAUGUACGACAGCUGUAGCUGUGACAGGAGUGAGGACUGUAUGUGUGCUGCCGUCUCCUCGUACGUGUUCGCCUGUUCAGCAGCCGGAGUCCACCUCAGUGGAUGGAGGGAUGUCAUCUGUGGGACAUUCAGGGACUCCUGUCCAGCAGGGACCGUGUAUGAGUACAACAUGACCUCCUGUGGUCGUACAUGUCGUUCCCUCAGUCAGGUGGAUUUCUCGUGUCAGAACAGCUUCGCCUUGGUGGACGGCUGUGGCUGCGCUGAGGGAACCUUCAUGGACGAAGACGGACAGUGUGUGUCCAGUGAAAGCUGUCCCUGCUAUGACAAAGACAACAUUAUUCCUGCUGGACAAGCUGUCUUCAAGGAUGGAGCCACAUGCGUCUGCAGACAUGGAGCUCUGAGCUGCUCCGGAGGAACGCCACCACAACAAUCAGCAUCAUGUGUGGCCCCCAUGGUUUACUUUGACUGUUCCACUGCUGAGCCGGGGGCCGCAGGGGCCGAGUGUCAGAAGUCCUGCAGCUCUGUGGAUAUACAAUGUAUCAGUACCGGCUGCACGUCCGGCUGCGUCUGUCCUGACGGGCUGCUGUCAGACGGAACCGGAGGUUGCAUCGACGAGAUCAGCUGUCCCUGUGUCCACAAUGAGCUCGUUUACCAACCAGGACAGACGCUCACAGUGGACUGCAACACCUGCUUGUGCAGUGGAAGGAUGUUCACGUGCACGGCCAACGAGUGCGACGCAGUUUGUGGACUCUAUGGAGACGGUCACUACGUCACGUUUGACGAGAAGAGGUUCGACUUCAACGGACAGUGUGAAUACACGCUGCUCCAGGACUUCUGUGGUUCGGAUCAGAACGACGGAAGCUUCAGAAUCAUCACUGAGAACGUUCUGUGUGGAACCAUAGGAACCACCUGCUCCAAAACCAUCAAGAUCUUUUUGGAGGAAAAUGAAUUCCAACUUAAAGACGAGAACUUUGAGGUGAUCAAAGGGAACAUUCAGGUUCUCGGUGUUCAGAUACAAAAAGUGGGUGUUUACCUUGUGGUGACCAUCAAAUCAGGACUUCUUCUGAUGUGGGACCAGAAGACCAGUCUGUUCAUCUCCCUCAGCCCACACUUUCAGGGUCAGGUCUGCGGUCUCUGUGGAAACUAUGAUGGCAACAGUAAAAAUGAUUUCACCACCCGCUCUCAGGAGACAGUGACAGAUGUUUUAGAGUUUGCAAACAGCUGGAAAGUUUCAUCCAGCUGCCCUGACGCCCAACUCAUCAGUGACCCCUGUGCCUCUAACCGCUACCGGGCCGCCUGGUCCCAGAAACAGUGCAGCAUCAUAAUUAGCUCCACCUUCCAGAGCUGUCAUAACAAGGUUAACCCGGGCCCAUACUUUGACUCCUGUGUGAGGGACUCCUGUGCUUGUGACACUGGAGGAGACUGUGAGUGUCUCUGCACUGCUGUGGCUGCCUACGCUAAGGCCUGUAACACAGCAGGGGCAUGUAUUCACUGGAGAACGCCAAAGUUGUGCCCUAUUUUUUGUGACUACUAUAACUCACCUGGAGACUGCGAAUGGCACUACAAACCCUGCGGAGCAGACUGUAUGAAGACUUGCAGGAAUCCAUCAGGAAACUGUUCCAAACUCACCACCACCAUGGAAGGCUGCUAUCCCAAGUGUCCCCAAGCCACGUCUUUUUUUAAUGAAGAUACCAUGAAGUGUGUUUCCUGGGACCAGUGCGGGUGUUACGAUGAAAAGGGGAUUCACUACAACAUAGGAGAGCAGGUUCCAGCCAACAACUGUUACACAUGCUCCUGUACGUUAUCUGGAAUAGAGUGUAGCUACGAUGUAAAGUCUUGUACAUGCAUGAUUAAUGGAAAAAUAUACAAUUAUGGGGAAACCAUUUACAACACAUCAGAUGGACUGGGAAACUGCAUAACAGCUGAAUGUGGAGUCAAUGGAAACAUUUCAAGGACUGUCUAUGAAUGCUUAGAAAGCACUACUGCGGGACCGACAACAUCUCCAUUUACAUUUAGUACAGCUCAGGAAACUACAGAAGGAAUGACAACAUAUGAAUCAACAACAGGAGUUUCAGAAACAAAACUUUCAACAGAAAUUAAAACCGAGACACCAACAAAUCUGUCAACAACGACCGUUUCUAAACCUUCAACACCAGGGAACACAGCAACAAGUACAGAAAGCACAAUAGUAUCAUCAAAGCCCACUGUUGAAACAAAAGCACCUUCCACUAUUUCAUAUAAAUCCACUCUGAAACCUGAACAAACAACUCUGUCUGAAGCUACAACACGUAAAUUUGGGACUACUAUCCCUCCUAAAGUUGUUACCUCUGGUCCGGUGACGACCUCCACUACAGUUGUCCUUGAAACAUCAAGCACAGGACCAGGAAUCCAAACAACCAGACCUGAAAGCUCCACUGUUACAUUCAAGCCAUCCACUACUACCACAACUACACCAACUCCUUUUGCCACCAGUACGGAAAGUCCUAACAUAGAGACAACAAUCAAAUUUACAACGCUUUCCCUUCCAACAAUGGUUGUCACAACUCCUGUUUUCAACACAACUGCUGUAACCACACAAAACCCAUCAGGAACAACUAAUAUUGCUCCUCUAACACAGACUCUUCCAGGCAGCACAACAGUUUAUCCUCCAAUCACAACCAGCCAGCCAAGAGUAAGCACUUUUUCUUCAUCACCAUACCCCCCAGCGACAUCGUCUUGUUUUUGCAUUGUUAACACAACUUUGUACAAUCCUGGAGACUUGAUGUACAACAAUACUGAUGGCCUUGGUUGGUGUUUUGUUGCAUACUGCAAUCUAUCUUGUAAAGUUGAGACACAUCUCAGCCCAUGUCCAGUAACGCCACUGUCUAGCACCACCACGUCCACUUUACUGUUCACAACAACAACGUCCACAGGUUCAAGCUCAGUCCCUUGGAUCACAAACGGUUCUAGGUCUACUGCAACUACAGUAACAUCCCCAUCUACAGCUUCUGUAGACUGCAAUGAUUUGGAUCCACCUAAACAGAAUGGAGAGUCCUGGAAGUUAAGCAACUGCUCCACAGCUACCUGUUCCAAUGGAGAGGUGCAAGUGUCGUCAGAUUUCUGUCCUGCUGUCACUGAACCCAUCUGCACCAAUGGACACAAAGCAGUGAAGAUCUACGAUGAAGAUGGCUGCUGCUUUCACUUUGAAUGUGAAUGCGUGUGCACAUUGUGGAGUGGAUCCAACUUCAUGACGUUUGAUGGACAGUUUUUCACAUUUGAUGAAAACUGCACCUAUUACCUGGUGAAGGAGAUAAUUUCCAAAUAUAACCUGACCAUUAUAAGAAGCCAUGAUUGUGAUCCUUCAGAGUCCACAUUCUGUCCUCUGGCCCUGACCAUCAUCUAUCAAUCCACCGAGGUGGUUCUAACUCAGACAGAGACCUCUGGGACACCAACCAUUGUUGUGUAUGUAAAUAAGAAACGUAUCUAUCCAGCCUACAGCAACUCUGUCCUGCUCGUCUCCGGCUCAGACAUGCUUGUCACAGUGGAGAUACCAGAGAUCAACACUAAAAUAAUCUACAGGAGCUCCUCGUUCAGCAUUGACCUUCCUUCCUCUCUGUUUUGGGGGAACACUGAGGGGCAGUGUGGAACCUGUGAUAACUCCCAGUCCAAUGACUGCCGGUCUCCUAACGGUCAGGUGGAGACCUGCUGGGUCUCUGCAGGCCAGUGGCAGGUCCCAGGUAGCCCCUGUGUCACGUCAACAGCCGCCCCAGUUACAGCAGGUCCCCUGACCUCACCACAGACACCUCCCUCACCCACACCAUCAACCUGCAGACCUUCAGUCUGUGAACUGCUCACAAGCAGCGUGUUCGCACCCUGCCACCCUCUGCUGCCCCCCGGAGCCUUCGUCACGGCCUGUUCCAACGAUGUUUGUAACGGAGCAGAUCAGAGCUGCUCCAGCCUGGAGGCCUACGCCACUCAGUGCGCCGCUGCCGGCGCCUGCAUCGACUGGAGGAGCGCCACGAACGGACUGUGUGAGCACAAAUGUCCCAGCAACAAAGUGUACCUGGCCUGUGGUCCAUCAGUGGAACCCACCUGCAACGACAGGUACAACAACAAGUUCCAGACAGACCUGAACGCAUCAUCCAACGACACAAAGGAAGGCUGUUUCUGUCCUCCAGGAUCCACCUUGUUCAACCCGGUCUACGACACCUGUGUCUCUUCCUGUGGUUGUGUCGGUCCAGACGGAAAACCCAAGCAGCCAGGUGAAAUCUGGACGAGCGGCUGCAACACCUGUGUGUGUGACCUGGAUUCUAUGAGUGUCCACUGCCAGCCGGUACCGUGCCCGGCAGAACCGAGCCCGGACUGCAGCGAGCCGGGUCAGCAGCUGGUCAACAAAACAGAUGGCUGCUGCCCAACACAGUCCUGCGAAUGUGACGUCAGCCUGUGCUCGCCUCCUGGCUCCUGUCCUCUGGGGUUCCAGCUCAGCACCGCCAACGGGACCUGCUGCCAGUCCUACAGCUGUGUUCCUAAAGGUGUUUGUGUUUACGACAUGACUGAGUUUCAGCCCGGAGCCAAGAUCCCAACUCCAGAAGUGUUGUCAGAAACGAGCCAAGGGACCGUCACAACCUUGUUAUUGGACCCGUCUGAACCUGGACCCUGCCAGGACUGCUACUGUGGACCCAAAGUGGACCCUAACACCAAGCUGAACACCAUCAGCUGCACACCGACCGUCUGCAACACCAGCUGCUCUGAGGGUUUUGAGUAUCAGCUGAGUGAAGACAGAUGUUGUGGCGGAUGUGUUCAGAACAGCUGUUUGCUCGUCUCGGAUAACCAGACGGUCCAGAUCAUGCAGGUCAACGCCACGUAUGUCCCACCUGAGGACAGGUGUGUCCAGUACACCUGUCAGAAGGUCAACGGACAGUUUGUGAUGAGGGAAACCAAGACCACCUGCCCGCCCUUUAACCCCCUGGACUGUGAACCCGGCACUGAGGUGACAGAUGCUGCAGGAUGCUGCAUGUCCUGUGAUGUAAAGAGUGUGUGUCAGGUCCAGAGUCAGCCAACAAAGAUAGAGGUGAACGGCUGCAUCAGCUCGGAGCUGCUCAACAUCUCCUCGUGUGUCGGACACUGCAGAAGUUCAGCCAUGUACUCUGCAGCUGCUAACUCCAUGCUGUACUCUUGUGAGUGCUGCCGGGAGGCCUCCAGCUCACUGCAACAGGUGGUUCUGACCUGCUUGGACGGGUCCAAGAUUCAGCACACCUUCACUCAGGUGGAAUCGUGCGGCUGCAGCCCAGAGGAAUGUCCUGAGAAAACAGCCGAAGGCCCGCACCGCAGGAGGCGCUGAGUCGAUCCUUCAUCUGUAAAAUGUCUGAAGUUUGAUUUUAUGAUUCCUUCUUGAAUUAAAAUAUUUCUGCAAAA